Scheffersomyces stipitis CBS 6054 is the source of this 873-nucleotide messenger RNA. Its product is annotated as Signal recognition particle receptor subunit beta. The transcript has a single exon. Lineage: Eukaryota; Fungi; Ascomycota; Pichiomycetes; Serinales; Debaryomycetaceae. The record is from RefSeq and is a predicted model, not a curated record. Bases 1 to 873 code for a protein of 290 amino acids.
AUGGAUUUGGUUCAACAGAUCCUCUUGACCGCCUUGGCUGGCUUGGUCAUUGUGCUUGUGCUCUUUUUUGUUCAGUCUGGUGGAAUUUCCAGAACAUUUACCUCCAGUAGCUCUCCCUACUUCAAGCCUACUUUUCUAAUUCUAGGAGCCAACAACGCCGGAAAAACGAGCUUGUUCUACCGUUUCGUAGAUGAUUCUGUUCCAGAAGGCAAGAAACGUCCUGUAACUCCUACGGUCUCGUCCAUUGAACCGAACAUCACUGAGAUAGAAUUGCCUUUUUCCAACAACUCCAUCUCCAGGGUCUACCAGUUGGUAGAUUAUCCAGGCCAUUUGAAGUACUUUCAGCUUUUCUACAAGCUUCUCUUGGAAGACAUAACGCUACAAAAAGUGAAAGGUAUAGUUUACGUAAUCGACUCGUCGUCUCAGUGGUUUAAUAAUAGUGAGAAUAUAGAGGUUAUCUCCAAGUAUCUAUUUAAUUUGUUUCUGGUAACAGAAAGAUUGCAGAACGGAGUGGACUUCCUCUUCGCCGUCAACAAAAACGACUUGUUCGACUCAGUGCCAGUCCACAAAGUCAAGAGUGUUCUUGAGGCCGAAAUCAACAAGUUGAUCCAGAACGAGUUGAACACUGUAGACAAACAAUCUGGAAUCGACAAGAGUGAAGACGACGCAGAAUCAGAUGAACAGUACUCAAGCACGAUUGGACAUGAAUCUUUAAGAGAAUUCUGGUUGAGUGUCAUUGGAAGACCAGAAAACAAGUUCACAUUCGACCAAUUAGAGGGAAACACCGAUUUCGUCGCUGGCUCUGUGUUGAAGAAUAAGGUCGAGACAUGGGAAAACUGGUUUGACGAGAAAGUCGUCAAUUCCAAUCUCUGA